Molecule: messenger RNA, 4027 nt
Organism: Botrytis deweyae
Lineage: Eukaryota; Fungi; Ascomycota; Leotiomycetes; Helotiales; Sclerotiniaceae
Exons: 8
Coding region: 1390-3333 (647 amino acids)
Biological process (GO): regulation of DNA-templated transcription; phosphorelay signal transduction system
Molecular function (GO): phosphorelay response regulator activity; DNA-binding transcription factor activity; sequence-specific DNA binding
Source: RefSeq, a predicted model, not a curated record
GCAGCCUCUCACCCUUUUCUCGACAUCUAAUUCGUGCGUGAGCCCAAGUCCCGUCCCUCUCUAUGAAUCUUGAUGUUUUUUCUCCUUCGCCUCCAUCCUUGUCUCGUUUUCUCAUUGCGGAUUGCCUGAUGUUCAGGGUUCAUGGAAAGUUUUCGUCGGCAAAUAAAAGAAUAAGGCACAGGAGUACAACACAGCACAGACAGAGGAAAGGGCAAGAAGAAAAAAGUGAUAAGUGACCCUGAGCGAGUGAGUGACUCGAGUAUAAUCCAUGAUUAUGCAGCAAGAUAGAGAGAAUACUCCAUACACAUCUCGUGAAUACUCCCAGCACACCCGCAGUCCACCCACCAUCAGCCGUAUUGGUAUUAGUUGAUCUGAUAUAGGUAUGGUCUACUUCCUAGUCGAGACUAAUAUGAUUUAAAUCACAUCUAAGGUUUUUAAACUUUCAAAAGGAAUCUCCACUUCACCAGGAUUAAACUUGAUAUUCUUGCUAAUAGUACGAAGUGUUUCCUGAUACCUAUCGUGGGUUCAUUAAAUUGUAGCAACUAGCUGGAUCAAUCACCAAUUCUUGGACCUUGGACUUUGGACUUUGAACUUUGAAUAUACUUUAGACUCUGAACUCUACCUCUUACUCGCCUACUCGCCUACUCGCCUGCUUGUCUGCUACCCGCUGUCCUCCUACCCUCUAACCCUUCCGCCUCCGUGCUGUAUCGUUCAUUUUAUAUCUUUUGGCACCAGCCGCACUACCCUUUCUCUCAUCACACCUCGUACCAUACUAUAUACACCUCACACUUAGAAAACUAUAAUGUCACACUUAAUUUGAGGAGAAGAAGAAGAAGAAGAAAAGAGAGAGACGAAAAAAAGGGCAGCCGCAGCAAAGAUAUACGCAUCAAACCUUCUUUCUUCAUCUAUCCUUCCUUCUCUUGUUCCUCGAGUUCUAGAUCUGCAGCCUUUUAAUAGAACCACACACACAUACCUACACAUACCUACCCUCACAUACCUACACAUACACAUACACAUACACACAGCCGGACCUCUUGAGAUCUGGAAAAUCUUCCCGUUCUAGAUUGCUUGUUUGUAUCCCUUCAAUAUCCAUCCAUCCAUCCAUCCAUUCAUUCUCUUCAAUAUCAAUUCUUCUUUUAUUACACUUUAGCACCUUUUAAGGCAUUCUUUUUAUUUUUUUCGACCGACGCGACGGCCCGUGCAUCUAGAAAAAGGUCAUUUGUACUACUAGGUACCUGGAAUCAUCGUCCCUUUUUUUUAUAUAUACUCCCGUCUCUAUCUAUAUAGAGGUUAUCCUCGCCCACAUCGUCGUCGACAAACCAGGUUCUUUGGGGGGAAGGGAACAAUAUCGCUUGAUAUUCCUGUCAUCGGACAGGUUCCCGCGCAAAUAUGAUGGAGAAGGGUGGAGAUAUGGCUGGUCCUUCCGCCAACAAUUCCAGCGACUUUGUCCGAAAAUUAUACAAAAUGCUCGAAGACCCAACAUAUGAAAGCAUAGUACGGUGGGGUGAAGCAGGAGAGAGUUUUGUGGUUCUCGAAAACGAGAAAUUUACCAAACAAAUCCUCCCGAAGCACUUCAAACACAGCAACUUUGCUAGUUUUGUUAGGCAGCUGAACAAAUAUGAUUUCCACAAGGUCCGACAGAAUAAUGAGGAUAACACACAAUCUCCUUAUGGGCAAAAUGCUUGGGAAUUUAAACAUCCCGAAUUCCAAGCGAACAAAAAGGAUUCACUGGAUAAUAUCAGACGAAAGGCACCAGCUCCGAGGAAGGUUGCUCAGAGUAAUGAAGAAACGUAUCCGGCUCAUGCCCAACAGCAAAUGGAUCUCCUUGGUAAUCAGCUCGCCGCCACUCAACAACAGUUACAGGGUCUCUCUCGGAGUUAUCAGGACUUAGCACAGCUCAACGUAAUGCUAUUACAACAAGUUGUCGAUGCUCAAAAGUUCAUCAAAAACCAUGAAGGAGUUAUGCAUGGUCUCGUUGGACAUCUGUUUGGUCAGGACGCGCAACGAAGGAAUGGUCGGGCUCCAGGACUUUCAAAUGGUGCUGGGCCCAACAUGCUCGGCCGACCUACAGAAGAUGGUCAUCCGUCAACUCCAUUGCUUCAAGCUCGAAGCCUUCUUGGGCAACUAUCGGCCGAGAAUUUUCCCAGCAAAGAGUUAGAACAAAUGAGUCACGAUUAUCAUUUACGACAAGAUUACUCAACUCCCCCAAAUGAUCCAGGCGGACUUGUUUCAAUGCCUCCGAUUUCAGAAUCAGUGAAUGCCCCAACAACGGGCUAUUCUAUGGACAAAUCCGAAUUGGAUAACUUGGUCUAUCCUGUUGGUGCUAUCGUCGGUAUUGAUCCAAUCGAUCAACAGCAUGUCAAUAACAUUCCAUACGCGCUUCCCCCUCAAGGAUUGAUGCCAAGGGACAGUAUGCCCCCUGCCGAGCUGAUGCCCCAACCUCCUCGUGCACCCGGUCCGCGUAAGAAGGGUAUGGUUUCGAUUUGGGGUGAACGGAAGCCCAGGAUCUUACUGGUAGAGGAUGAUCAGGUAUGCGCACGAAUUGGAACUAAAUUCUUGGAAUCAUUUGAAUGUGGAGUUGAUAUAGCACGUGAUGGCCUCGAGGCAGUAAGCAAAAUCAACCUUGGUGCAGAGAAUCAUUUCGAUCUCAUUUUAAUGGAUAUUAUUAUGCCGCACCUUGAUGGAGUGUCUGCGACUGUUUGCAUACGAGAAAUACGUGCAAACAUUCCCAUCAUUGCAAUGACAUCAAAUAUUCGAACUGAUGACAUUGAAAUGUACUUCCGUUACGGUAUGAAUGAUGUCUUACCGAAACCUUUCACGAAAGAGGGUAUGAUGAAAGCACUUGAGAAACACUUGGCUCAUUUCAGAAAGGAUGCGCCUUCGAUCGGUUUCUCAAGCCCUGGACCAAUGUCACAUCCGGGUGGAUUUGUUACCCCAACUCAAUCGCAGUCUCACCCUCCAUUGGGUCUAAACAUGGGUCAAUUAACUGCCACCCAGUCCAUAGUAGAUGAUACAGCUUCUGGAAAGUCACCUCAAACUGCUACAUCUUGGCAGUCGCCAAUUCAAUUAUCAGGGGGGUCUCCAGUUGUAACCUCGGCCCCAGGUAGCUAUAUGCAGCCUACUAAUGGGAUGAGAGACCCAUCAUAUUCUGUGACCCCAACCCAUCCUCAUUCUCAAUCUGGUUUCGCUCCGCCUCUAUCCGGUUUAGGUAAUCAGAGACCUCCACAUAGGAGAGGCAUAUCCGAUAUAAGUGGUGCCAGUACCCCGGAUGGCAAUUCUGAUCAAAAACGCCAGAGAAUGUAUGCCCCGCCUGGAAACUACCAGCAAGGCUGAAAUAUCUUUCUCAACUGCCUACUUUUAUUUCAAAAAGACGAGCCCCCCGUUUUAAAAAGCUUGUUGUUCGAUCAAGCAAGAAUAACCCAAGCUACAAUACUUGAUUACCUGAUGAGGACCUUGGCUCAGGACCUUGACUUACCUCCUUCAGUCCCAUAAACUUCUGCUAGGUAUCUUUCCGACAGAUCAAUUCUCAAAGAUUCUGCACUCCAUCGCUAUUGACUCGAUUGGUCUUUUAAUUUGUAUAUUUUUCUCAGUCCCUGAUUUAGAUUUAAUUAUCUAAUCACUGCCGGACAAAUUUUUUGGACAUUAAAAGCUCAGAUAGUAGCUUCUUUUAUAUUUCUUUCGCGAGCAGGACGGUUUGACGAGAACAAUAUCCAGCGAGCCAUGAAGGCAUCUCGGUGUUUGUUGAAUGAUUAGAAAAAACUUAGAUGCGAAUCAUGGCAUGGUUUGGUCUGGAAUCGGAUGGGACAGGACGGGGCGUUUAUAUGGAUGAACGAGUAGCCGGGAAAUCGGACAGGUCGAUAUAUGUCUGAUUUAUUGUCGAAGUAAUCCAACUCGGGACUUCGAUACGCAGAAUUGACAGAUUGAGAAACAAGUAUAGCUAUUUAUUAGCUACCUAGAAUUGUUGACGGUCGAAAACUAUUCAUAGGUUUUUAGAUUGAUAAAAUAUAAAAAAAUUGAAUACCCAAGU